GCAAGAAGGAAAAGACUUUGGAACAACCCUGUUCAACAACUGUAGAAGAGCCUGAGCCUGAGCCUGAGCCCGAGCCUCAGCCUCAGCCUGUUCCAUAUGUUCUGCAAGGAGAGGACAUCCAGGCCCUUGAAAUAAGGGCGGAGGACCUGGAGAAACUCCACGCUCCGCGCCUCGCCCGCCGUGCUGCCAGAAUUCCAGUUCGCAGGAAUUACCUGGUCCGAAAAUCCCGGCCCAAGGAGGUGGCACAUCUCGUGGCACAUCCUGUUCCCCCCAAGGCACCCAUGGGACCGCUGACUUUUCCUGGAUCGAGACAGUUUGAUGAUGGCUGUGAAGAGAUCCUCCCUCAUCACAUUUUGGGAAGUCUCCAGGAGUUAAGGACGGAAGCCUUGGCCAAAAGAAACACUCGGCUAGCAGGUGCUAUUAAGGUUCCUCAUCCAGAUGUUACUGCAGCAGCUUUAGAAGAGGAGCAUGGAGGAGAGGAGAAAGAAAAGGCACAUCAGGCCCAACUAACAGAGCACAAAGCUUUCCAGAACUGGAGGCAUCAUAUGGCAAUGAGGAAAAAGCAGGAGAAACACCUAGGAGAAAUUCUUCACAAGCCAGAGAAUGAAUUGCUGAUGAACAUGUCAGACAAUUACAGGCAAAUCCAGGAAGAACGUGACCUCAUUGACCGGAGUCUCCCUGCCCUGUUUCCUGGAAAGGGAUACCGAGUGGGAAGCGAGUUCUGGAGCCUUCCUGAGCAAAUUGGGGAUGAACUCACCGGGCUGACCCUGACCCUGACCCGGACUGAAUGUGGGCACCCAGAACCUCUCACUCAUGUGGGGAAACCCCGAACUGUCCAGAGGGAAACAGGUCUGAAGCCUCCAAAGAAGAUUCCUUGCCACCUAAACUGGGAUAAGAGUCUUUUCCUGAAACAUCGACGGCAGGAGCUGCAAUCUGUCCUAGAGGAGCUGGGCUUUUAUAAGCCGGAUCUGGAAGGACUGGAGGUGAUUGGGAGAGGGCAGCCUUUCACAUCUGUCUCAGCUAAGGCUUUUCUACCUACCACCAUUUCUGAAGAGAUUGAGAUCCCUGACUCCUUAGGUGACUCCUUCAUUGAGGUUCCAGAAGCUGAAAAAGUUCCAUCUUUAGUUUUCUGUGGCGAGCCUGCUCGUUGGAUCAAGGGCAUCACUACUUGCAGGAAGGAAAUUGGUAUUGCUGCCCGCCUCACCUUUGAGACUCUGGCUAGUGAGAAGGCUGAAAGCUUCCUGACAGUGACCAAUGAUGGCAGAGCUUCCAUUUGGUACCACUGGAUGAGGCUUCCCCAGCAGAUCCCCUCCAGAGAAACCAGGGGGAGGAGAGUGCCCUGCUUUUACUUUGAUACCAGACCAGGUGUAAUUUUGCCUGGAGAAACUCUGAGGUUUUCUUUUAUUUUCAAGUCAGAGACAGCAGGCAUUUUCAGCGAGCCCUGGGAAUUUAGGACACAUCCCCUGUUAUUAGGAGGAGCUCUGCUUCAGGUGACCCUUUGGGGAAUUGCUGUGUAUGAGGAUAAAUUGGCUGUCUUCAGAGAGAAAUUGGAGAGUGAGCUGGCUGCUCGAGAAGGUGCUACCAUAGUGAAAGAAUGUGUGAAUGAACUGCUUAAGCCAAUUCGGACGCCCGAGCGCACCCCAUCUCCUGUGGAUGCCUGUGUCACAGAGGAGGAGCUGUUCCACAGGAUAAAUCCCAAGUUGCAUUAUCAGCAUCAAGUGGUAAAGCAGCUGCAUAAACUAUGGAGACAGCACCUGACUGUGCCUUCAGUGUUGGAGGAGGAAGUGCCCUUGGACCAGAGGAGCACUGCAGAGGACAUGGAGUACCAAGAGAGCACCUUGGAGCCUCCCUCUGUCCAGAGCAGCACCACUGAGCUCCCGUGUGGGAAGCAUGCAUCAGAGGAUGCUCCAAGGGAAAAGAGCACUGAGGAGGAAGAAGCAGGUCCUUCAGGAUGGAACCUUUCCCUCGAUGACUUUAAACAGGCUAUAAUGUCAAUCUCCGGGGAGGAGCAGCAGGAAGAAGCACUGACCCAGCUCAAUAAGGCAGCUCUGCAGCUUUGUGUUGAACAGAGGCCAACUCAGUUAGACCUUCUGUAUCCACUCUGCCUCCAGCUGUGGCGUGGAGCAAUUGAUGACUUGGUGAGUCACUCUCUGAGGCUGAGAUCCGUGCUUGGUUUGGUUAAGAAGGACAUCUAUGCAGAAGCUGUUCCAGAGGAAACAGAGGAAGUAAAGCAAGGAGGAGCAAAAAAAGGAGGAAAGGAAGACAAAAUAGCUACUAAGAAAGAAGAGAAAAAGGAUAAAGAAGGCAAAAAAAGUAGAGCGACAUCAGGAAAGGAGAAAGCAGUCAUGAAAGGAGCAGAGUCCGUCAGAGGAAGACAUGAGAAGCACAAGGUGAAAGAGGAAGCUGCAACUCCAGUUGUGGCAGCAGAACCUGUUCAGGAGCAGGUGGACCCUGUUUCACUUGAAGCAUACCGGGAAAAGCUCUACAUUGAAGUUUACAGGCUGCUGGAUUCAAUGGUGAGCAAAAUGGUGUUGUUAUUUGAGGAUCUGAAGGAGCAACAUGCUCUGGAGUGGGAGUGAAGCCCUUUGUAUGUAGAAACAGACUUGCUUUUAAAAAAUACAAUAAAUAACCAUAUUUACACAGA
Messenger RNA from Zonotrichia albicollis (white-throated sparrow), 2644 nucleotides. Lineage: Eukaryota; Metazoa; Chordata; Aves; Passeriformes; Passerellidae. The record is from RefSeq and is a predicted model, not a curated record.